UCCACGGGCUGCCCUCAGCCCUGCGGCACCCGCUCUCCUGGAAGACCCACACCUCCAGUCCGAGGCGCGUCUGCUGCGGGACGCGAGUGAAAUGUGGCGUCAUUCCCGAAACAGGCGUUAAAGCGCGUCCCGCUACGAAGUGUCGGGCGGCGGAGGAUCCUGCCCUUCGAGGCCGGAAUCAAUGUGGCACAAUUUCAGUGUUUUGCCCUCUCCGCCUAAAAUGAUGCCUGAAAUGCUAGCAACGGUAGUUUGAAAUUUGAGAGUUACUGUUACAAGCUGACAUUCUUUUUACAUGACUACCCAGCAGCGUUCUGCAGUGCAGGAUAAUUUAUUCACAGGGUCAUUUAUUUGCGAGUGUUUUUAUUAGCAAAUGAGUAAAUCAGUGAUUUUUUUUGUUGUUAGAGCUGAAUGCCUAACACAGCAACACAUUUGCAACAUUAUCAAUAGUAAGAUAUGCAUAAUAGGGUGCUCAAAUUUUUUUCCCUGUGCUAAGUUUUAACUGUGGAAGAGCGGUAUUUUAAAGAUGCACAUUUUAGAGAAAGGGUAUAUUUUUUGUUCCCUACUCCCUUUUUGGAUGGUGCACAAAUUUUUUCUAUGUCUGCUUUAAUUACUUUCUGAACUGUAGGCCUGUAAAGCACUUCUCAAUCUAUUUUUUAUUUCCAAAAUAGAAAACUUUUCUUUGCCUCUGCAAGCUCAAUUAAAAUUUUGUCUACUUAGAAACCUCGAACUUUUGUCUACAGUUCACUUUUUUGAAAACUUCUUUAUUCUUUUCUCUGAUCUGUCUUGACUGUCUUUUCCUUUUCUCCUAGUUCUCCUUUGAAUUUUAUACCAUCUGUAGCAGUGUCUGUACGUAGUGAUUCAUCUUUAGAAAACAGAAAAGACAUCAGCUGUGGGUAUAGAUAUCUUCCUUGGAAAAGGGGAAACUGUGUAAGAGGAAUGGGAGUGAAAACAGGUAAAAUCCUGUUCUCCUUACUCAUGUUACCGUCCAAUUCCAACAGACCCGUACCUGAGAGGGAAUUCACCCUUGCCACCCCCUGUAAGUGACAGGAUGAGAAAGAGACGGGCUUUUGCUGAUAAAGAGUUGGAGAACAUUAUGCUAGAGAGAGAGUAUAAAGAGAGAGAGAUGAUGGAAGCUACACAAGCAGCUACCCUUUUUCUCCCUAACCGCAUAGUGCGUGGAGCUGAAUACAACUCGUAUAAAACAGCCUUCAACACUAUUCAAGUUGAUGCUCCAAACAAGGAGUUUUGCAAUUUUUUACCAACCUGCCUUGAUCUAACAAUGCAGUAUUCAGGAACCAGCAACAUGGAACUAAUUUCAUCAAAUGUCAGUGUAGCUACUUCCUACAGGCAGUAUCCUCUGCCUUCUAGGUUCUUAGUGUGGCCAAAAUGUGGCCCCAUUAGUGACGCUCUUCUCUACCAGCAAUGCCUAUUAAAUGCUAGUACUGUCCAAGCUCUCAAACCUGGGGCAGGUUGGGAUGCCAAGGUCUCACAAAGUCAAGACUGUCCAAACACUGAGCAUGACAUUAUGCCUCCAAAACUGGAAAAUUCACUUGUUCUGACUCACACACAAGACAUUCAGCAGUCACGUAAUGAAAUACUGUGCCUUCCUCAGGAAGCUCGAGAGAGGUCAGCUUUCUCUCCUCCAAAAAGGACUUUCUUGCAGAUUUCUGAUAAGGAUUCUCUGUCUCCUCAGGAGCAGGUAUUAAGCAAGAUAAGCAAAAGCAGUACCAAACCUCCUCCACCGCUCAAAUACAGCCCAUUUCAGUCACUGUUCCAGCAGACAUUUUCUGACAGAUCAGGAGCAGAGUUAAGAACAUCAUUUGUGAAAGAGACUUUUGAAGAUGCUUCUAAGAAAUACAGAGAGUGUGGUGUUAAAGAGAACCAAAAAUACAAGUUUACUGUAGACAAAUGUGCAAGAGACUUCUCUGGGGCCAAACAGGCCACAACAAAACUUUCAACAAGUGAGCCACUGUCAUUUUCAGUUGAAUCCAUCCUUAAAUGACCUCCUUGUGCAGUUACUAAUAUCUCUCAAUGAAUAAACUAUACCUUCAGAGUAGAGAGUAAGUUUUGCCUUCUACUGAAUUGCUACUGCCUGCCUUAUCUCUUAAAAGAUUUUUAAAGAUGAAUUUCUGCUGUAAAUGGUAAUUCUUUCUUUUAUCUCAAAAUUAUGUACAUAAAU
Myiozetetes cayanensis is the source of this 2179-nucleotide messenger RNA. RefSeq names its product doublesex and mab-3 related transcription factor 2 (gene DMRT2). Gene Ontology annotation, molecular function: DNA-binding transcription factor activity, RNA polymerase II-specific; RNA polymerase II cis-regulatory region sequence-specific DNA binding. Gene Ontology annotation, biological process: sex differentiation; regulation of transcription by RNA polymerase II. Gene Ontology annotation, cellular component: nucleus. NCBI's taxonomy places the organism in Eukaryota, Metazoa, Chordata, Aves, Passeriformes, Tyrannidae. Bases 1049 to 2002 code for a protein of 317 amino acids. The record is from RefSeq and is a predicted model, not a curated record. The transcript has 2 exons.